This is a messenger RNA of Glycine soja, 405 nucleotides long. RefSeq lists its product as uncharacterized. The transcript has 3 exons. The record is from RefSeq and is a predicted model, not a curated record. NCBI's taxonomy places the organism in Eukaryota, Viridiplantae, Streptophyta, Magnoliopsida, Fabales, Fabaceae.
AUGUAUGAAGAAAAAGAUUACUUUUAUCAUAAUGAAAAAAAGUUGAUAAUAGAACGAAAAUACCUCCACUAUUUGAGACUGACAAAGACAGGUACAUGUCAGUAUCACUAUCAACAAUGAAGUCAUUAGCAUAUCCAUCUUCACUAUCAUAUUCAGAUGACUCCUCUGACUCAGUUCCUUCAAUAUCCUCCCCCCAUCCAUGAAUCACUUUCACAAUAUCAUCCCCAUCAUCAAACACAAAAUAACCAGAAAGGUGGAUGCCUUGUGAACCAACAACCAAGAAUGCCACUAAGUCAUCUGCAUCAAACUCAAGAUUCAAAGGGCAUGACUCAACCUUAUCUGGUAGCAAUGAACACAAGAAAACUGGACUUCUGUGUCCAGAAGAGCACUGAAGAAUGCUGUUAA